Papaver somniferum (opium poppy) is the source of this 543-nucleotide messenger RNA. RefSeq lists its product as uncharacterized. NCBI's taxonomy places the organism in Eukaryota, Viridiplantae, Streptophyta, Magnoliopsida, Ranunculales, Papaveraceae. Gene Ontology annotation, molecular function: RNA-DNA hybrid ribonuclease activity; nucleic acid binding. The record is from RefSeq and is a predicted model, not a curated record. The coding region runs from base 1 to 543 and encodes 180 amino acids. The transcript has a single exon.
AUGUUGUGGGAUAUUUGGAAAGGCAGAAAUGAUUUAGUCUUUGAGCAUAAACCUAUUAAUAUUCAGUCUACUAUAGCACAUGAGAUAUACUGGUUUAGUAUGUUCUAUUAUUAUGAGGAGGGGUCUGAUGUUCAAGCCACAGUCCCUAUUCAGACCUUUACUGCCACUGUUAAGAAUCAGCGAUGGAGACCCCCUCUUGCAAAUAUGACAAAACUGAAUGUAGAUGCAGCAUGGCGGACAGAUAGGUCUUCUUAUGCAGUGGUGGGAACAAAUCAGGCUGGGAAGUUCUUAUGUGCACAGGCGGAUGUAGCUGAUUAUCAGAGUCCUCUACUCGCAGAAGCUUCAGGGUUCUUGCUAGCUAUCAGGCUUGUCGCAGAUAUGAAGUUCAAUAGAAUUGUCAUUGAAGGGGACUCUCAAAGAGUAGUUCUUGCAUUAAAUGGAGUAACUCUCAAUGUCCCUUGGAGGCUACUUUGGUAUAUUGAUCAGAUCAAAUUGAUGGUUAGUAAAUUUGAUCAGGUGGUAUUUUUGUUCGUUCUGCCAUAG